Messenger RNA from Gambusia affinis (western mosquitofish), 2019 nucleotides. RefSeq names its product peptidase, mitochondrial processing subunit alpha (gene pmpca). Gene Ontology annotation, molecular function: metal ion binding. The transcript is spliced from 11 exons. Gene Ontology annotation, cellular component: mitochondrion. The record is from RefSeq and is a predicted model, not a curated record. Lineage: Eukaryota; Metazoa; Chordata; Actinopteri; Cyprinodontiformes; Poeciliidae. The coding region runs from base 43 to 1368 and encodes 441 amino acids.
UCUAUUUUGAUCCGGGUUGAUUUCCGGUCAAAGACGAGCAGGAUGGCGACUCACAUGUCGAGGUGCAGGACUUGGUGUCGGUUUCAGAGGUUUGGAAUUGCAGCCUACAGAAAGUACAGCACAGGCGGAGGAUAUCCCAAUAUCUCCCUCUCGACGCCGCUGCCUGGCAUCCCAAAGCCAGUGUUCGCAUCUGUGGAUGGUCAGGAAAAAUACGAGACCAAGAUCACAACUCUAGAAAACGGCCUCAGAGUUGCUUCUCAAAACAAGUUUGGUCAAUUCUGUACGGUUGGAAUUUUAAUAAAUUCUGGAUCGAGACAUGAAGCAAAAUAUCCAAGUGGAAUUGGGCACUUCUUAGAAAAACUCGCCUUUUCUUCCACAGCUCAGUAUGGGAGUAAAGAUGAAAUCCUUCUCACACUGGAAAAACACGGGGGCAUUUGUGACUGCCAAACAUCGAGGUAUUUACCCAGAUUUGAAGAGGUGGAGAUGAUCAGAAUGGCGGUUCGCUUUGAGUUGGAAGAUUUGAACAUGAGGCCGGACCCCGAGCCGCUGCUGACGGAGAUGAUCCACGCUGUGAGUGACAACUCUGUGACCUUUAUUGAUCUGUUUCAGCUGGACGGCCACCAGGAGUUUCAACAGAACUGUGGGUUGAUCAGGUUAAUAAUGUUUUAUUCCUUUCUAAUUUGUCAGAUGGAGAAGGACAUGUCUGACGUGAGUCUGGGUCCGACGCCGAUCCCAGAACUCACCCACAUCAUGAUCGGCUUGGAGAGCUGCUCCUUCCUGGAGGAGGAUUUCAUCCCGUUCGCUGUGUUGAACAUGAUGAUGGGAGGCGGCGGCUCCUUCUCAGCAGGAGGGCCUGGGAAAGGCAUGUUCACUCGUUUGUACCUGAACGUUCUCAACAGGCAUCACUGGAUGUACAACGCCACUGCCUACCAUCACAGCUACGAGGACAGCGGGCUGCUCUGCAUCCAUGCGAGCGCAGAUCCCAGACAGGUGCGGGAAAUGGUGGAAAUUAUAACCAGAGAGUUCAUCCAGAUGGGCGGCAGCGCAGGAGAGAUGGAGUUGGAGCGAGCCAAGACUCAGCUGAAGUCCAUGUUGAUGAUGAAUCUGGAGUCCCGGCCCGUUAUCUUUGAAGAUGUCGGGCGCCAGGUUCUGUCUACAGGAAAGAGAAAGCUGCCUCACGAGCUCUGUGACCUCAUAAGCAGCGUGACGGCCAGCGACAUCAAGAGAGUGACCACCAAGAUGCUGCGGAGUAAACCUGCAGUGGCGGCUCUGGGAGAUCUGACGGAGUUACCGACGUACGAACACAUCCAGGCGGCGCUGUCCAGCAAAGAUGGCCGCCUGCCUCGCAUCUACCGCCUCUUUCGAUAAGACGCCGCCGCCGCUGCUGCUGCGUAACCCUGACAGGACGAUUACUCUAUCGUUUCCUCUCAAACACAGAACUCGGCACCGCUCAGUCUGGGAGAGGACCGGACGUUUUUAAAGAAACUCUUUUUGCUGCGCUCAGCUGGUCAAUCUGUAUUUAUUGUCCACAUGAGCAGGAAGCCACAAAUUACCAGGAGUUUGGUUUUAAAGGGACGAUUUUUCCUCCAAAAAACAAAAUAAUUAUGUUGCUUGUUAGUUUAUGGAUAAUUCAGAAGACCUGGUAUAUAAAUUGUUACUGUAAAAAUUAUAAUGUUCUUGCCCAAGGUGGAAAUGAUACAUUCUGUUAAUGCUGCCUGAAAUAAUUAACUUCAGAUAUGCAGGUUUUGACUCUACAGGAUUAAAUACUUCCCUAGCUGAACAUCUUUAAAAGAAGCAAAUGUUCUUUCUGUACACUGGAUUAUGGACAGAUAUGAGAUGCAUUUUAUCCCUGGAAAUUACAGUUGUCUGUAAUAAAGAUUUGGAGAGUGAGGUUGUAAGAUAAGAUGGACUUUGGACAAAAUUGGGUAAAUUUUAGUUGUUGUCCAGCGAACUAAUUCAACAGAACCUCAGCUAAGAUGUUUCUGUGUUGGAGAAAAGUAAAGAUCUUAUCUAACUUCA